AUGCGCCUCGUGGACCAAUCAGCGUUCAGCGUAGUCGCUGAGCGGCACCCUGCGCAAGGCUCGACCUCUUUGCCCGACAAAUACACUCCCCAACGGAGGCUAGCUCCGUCAGCAGAAAGCCCGAAGAGGCCACAUUGGACCUGCUCCUACACUUACGUCGCAGAGAGGCCACAUUGGACCCGCUCCUACACUUACGUCGCAGAGAGGCCACAUUGGACCUGCUCCUACACUUACGUCGCAGAGAGGCCACAUUGGACCCGCUCCUACACUUACGUCGCAGAGAGGCCGCAUUGGACCCGCUCCUACAGUUACGUCGCAGAGAGGCCACAUUGGACCCGCUCCUACACUUACGUCGCAGAGAGUCCACAUUGGACCCCCUCCUACACUUACGUCGCAGAGAGGCCACAUUGGACCUGCUUCUACACUUACGUCACAGAGAGGCCACAUUGGACCCGCUCCUACACUUAUGUCGCAGAGAGGCCACAUUGGACCCGCUCUUACACUUACGUCGCAGAGAGGCCACAUUGGAUCCGCUCCUGCACUUACGUCACAGAGAGGCCACAUUGGACCCGCUCUUACACUUACGUCGCAGAGAGGCCAUAUUGGACCCGCUCCUACACUUACGUCGCAGAGAGGCCACAUUGGACCCGCUCAUACACUUACGUCGCAGAGAGGCCACAUUGGACCCGCUCCUACAUUUACGUCGUAGAGAGGCCACAUUGGACCUGCUCCUACAGUUAA
Macrosteles quadrilineatus (aster leafhopper) is the source of this 741-nucleotide messenger RNA. RefSeq lists its product as uncharacterized. The transcript is spliced from 2 exons. The record is from RefSeq and is a predicted model, not a curated record. The coding region runs from base 1 to 741 and encodes 246 amino acids. NCBI's taxonomy places the organism in Eukaryota, Metazoa, Arthropoda, Insecta, Hemiptera, Cicadellidae.